AUGGAAUCAAACAAUACUCCUAACAGUCAGUCUCAGUCCUACUUUAGCCUUCUUAACUUCUCAUAUGACAGCUUUGCUCCCAAUGUAAACAUUGGGACCUCUCAAAUCCCUGUUUUUAGUUCACAAACUAGUUCACAGCCGAGUCAACCUCCUAGUCAAUCAGAAGAGACAGCAGAACAGCGUAGGGAGAGAAGAAUAUGGUCCACACAAGAUGACUUAGUCCUAAUAAGUGGAUGGUUAAACACAUCGAAGGAUGCAAUAGUUGGGAAUGGCCAAAAGUCAGGGUCCUUUUGGAUCCGUAUAGGAGAUUAUUAUGGAACAAGUAGUCAUGUACGUGGUGGUGCUGAGCCUAGGCUCCCUGACCAUUGUAGACAAAGAUGGCAAAAAAUCAGUAAGGAUGUGAGCAGGUUUUGUGGAGCCUUUGCAGAGGCAGAGAGUGAGAAAGCUAGUGGCAUGGACUCUGAAUACGACUAUGGUAUAAACAGCCCAUUAGACUAUAGUUCCGAAGAGGAGGAGGAGGCUGGGUCGGACUCGGUUGACGAAUAUAUACGUCUUGCUGAAACAACUGCUCGUAAAUGUUUGGAACAUUUCAUCGUCGGAAUAGUUGACUUGUUUGGCACUGAAUACCUACGCUGA
This is a messenger RNA of Camelina sativa (false flax), 636 nucleotides long. The record is from RefSeq and is a predicted model, not a curated record. Lineage: Eukaryota; Viridiplantae; Streptophyta; Magnoliopsida; Brassicales; Brassicaceae.